UUUGCCCCACAAAAGAAUUAGGAAAAUGUCCUCUCUAACUAUUGCCAUGAUGCUAGUUAUCAUAUUCUUUGGAGGAGCUGCAAAUUUGACCAAUAUAGAUGCCAGUGAUGAUAUGAGCUUCGAGAUACCCAUUAUCUACAAUGGGUUAUCUCCAUCUACUGCUUAUAAUCCAAGUACUAAUGUUUCCUUGGUUCCAUAUGCAGGAUACAUGGAUGCAUUAAUGAAAUUAAAGAUGAGGAGACGAGGUCACAUGUACUCACUUGAUACAGCUAUUGGUACUCCUUGGAGCCGUGUAACAGUGAGCCUUGAUACAGGGAGUGAUCUGACAUGGGUCCAAUGUGAACCAUGUUCAAAAUGUUUUGAUAAAAUAUUGAGUUCAACCUUUGACCCUGAUUUCUCUACCACCUACAAAACCAUGAAUUGUGAAUACCAGCAGUGCCGUGCUUUUUAUGGCACUACAACUAUUGGUUGCGCUUGGAAAGAUGAGCGGAUAUGUCAGUUUAAGCAAGAAUAUAUGGAUGACUCAUUUGCUCAAGGUGACUUGUCAGAGGAUUAUUUUCAAUUCCAAGGCACAAAUGGCACCAGAAAAAGAUCUGAUUCUCCUCUAAAAUUUGGUUGUGCGCAUGAUACUAAGGGACAUUUUUCUCCCCAAGAUGAUGGUAUUAUGGGUAUGGGGAGAGGAAAAUUAUCGUUUAUUACUCAACUAAAUAUUUCAAGGUUUUCUCAUUGUCUUUCCAUGAGUGGAAAAUCUUCAUAUCUUUCUUUUGGAGAUGCAGCAAAACUUGAGGGUGAAUCUGUUGGUUUGAUUCAAAAUAAGAAGUUCCCUUCUCUUUACUACGUCAAUCUUCUUUCCAUAUUCAUAUUGGAUUGUGAGGACCUUCAUGCUUUGGAUAUUCCAUCUAAGACAUUUGCCAUUGAUGAUAAUGGCCACGGUGGCUUUCUCCUCGACACAGGUACCCCUUUUACGCGGCUCCAUACAUCAGCUUAUGAUGAACUUUGCAGGAUGUUAAGUGAGGUAUUAUUGUUGUCACACAUAUCCACUGUCCGUUCAAUUCAUAGGCAGUCUUAUGAGUAUUGCUUUGAUGCAUCUCUUGAGGAUGUGGAGCACAUCAGUGUGGUUUUCACUAUUGAUUUGGUUGAUGUGGAGAUAACAGACAGGCAAUUGUUCUAUGAGGAGGUGGAUAUAGCAAACAAUCCCAUCGUGUGCCUUGCUAUAUUUAAGGCAGGUUCUUCUGAUCCAACCACAUCUAUAUUGGGAGGUUUCACCAUGAGUGAUCAUAACAUUGGUUAUGAUCUUCGUAGGCAAAUCGUCACCUUUAACCCUACCACUUGUUGAACUUUUUUUUUUUCUU
Messenger RNA from Dioscorea cayenensis subsp. rotundata (Guinea yam), 1352 nucleotides. Its product is annotated as aspartic proteinase nepenthesin-2-like. Gene Ontology annotation, molecular function: aspartic-type endopeptidase activity. The transcript has a single exon. Gene Ontology annotation, biological process: proteolysis. The record is from RefSeq and is a predicted model, not a curated record. Gene Ontology annotation, cellular component: extracellular region. The coding region runs from base 26 to 1336 and encodes 436 amino acids. Lineage: Eukaryota; Viridiplantae; Streptophyta; Magnoliopsida; Dioscoreales; Dioscoreaceae.